AGAUUUUGUCUGUUUUCUGUCAGUUAUGGCUGACGAUGAUCAUGACAAUCAAUUUGAUACCGUGGAUUCGGGCGCUUCAAAGACGUUUCCCAUGCAGUGUUCGGGUCUGCGCAAGAACGGCUACGUAAUGCUGAAGGGACGUCCCUGCAAGAUUGUCGACAUGUCCACCUCAAAGACGGGGAAGCAUGGACAUGCCAAGGUUCAUCUAGUGGGCUUGGACAUCUUUACCCAGAAGAAGUACGAGGACAUUUGCCCCUCCACCCACAACAUGGAUGUGCCACAAGUCAAGCGCGAAGACUUCCAGUUGACCGACAUUAGCGAUGAUGGCUAUGUGACACUUCUGUCGGAGAAUGGGGAUCUGCGCGAGGAUCUCAAAGUACCCGAAGGCGACCUGGGUAGCACUCUACGCGAAGACUUCGUCAAUGGCAAGGAACUGCUGUGCACUGUGCUGGCAGCCUGUGGCGAAGAGUCCAUCAUUGGCAUGAAACUAAAUACCGGAUUGGACAAGUAGAAUUUU
This is a messenger RNA of Drosophila guanche, 517 nucleotides long. RefSeq names its product eukaryotic translation initiation factor 5A-like. The transcript has a single exon. Gene Ontology annotation, molecular function: ribosome binding; RNA binding; translation elongation factor activity. NCBI's taxonomy places the organism in Eukaryota, Metazoa, Arthropoda, Insecta, Diptera, Drosophilidae. Gene Ontology annotation, biological process: positive regulation of translational elongation; positive regulation of translational termination. The coding region runs from base 26 to 511 and encodes 161 amino acids. The record is from RefSeq and is a predicted model, not a curated record.